GCAAAAUAUAUACUACUCUGUUCGAUCUCUUAGUAUCCCUUCGCGUGAGGAGAAAUAGUCCAUCUCUCCCGCCCUCUGGUUUCUUGGACUAGAGGUGGUACGCGAACAGCGAAUUGGAACCCUAUUUAUAAAACUGGAUGAAUAUGAAUUCACAGCAGAGAAUGGCAGUGGGCACAGACAAGGAACUAAGUGACCUUCUGGAUUUUAGCAUGAUGUUUCCACUGCCUGUAGCUAAUGGUAAGACCAGACCUACAACACUGGCCAGCACCCCAUUUGGUGGAUCAGGGAUAGAAGAACGAACUGGCUCUGGGUCUUGGACAGCAAGCGAUGGAUCCACAUUUGACCAAGGCAGAGGUUAUGGUGACACUAGUCAUUAUGAGGAACACAGGGAUAUACCCUCGCAUGAAGGCAAUUUGUCAUCUACAAGUUUUCUGUCAUCAGGAUUUGGGGCAAAAGAGGAGCGAGCAUCAUACUCUACAUUUGGCAGAGACCCCGAAAUGCCUGGAAUGAACCAGCCUGGAUUUUUGCCUGGUGAUUUGUGCAUAAAUAGCCCCAAUACGCUUUCACCCAGUGGAGGAAAAGGAACCUCUCACUAUUAUUCAUAUCCAACCAGCUUGCGGCGGCGUCCAGAUAGCAAUCUUGAUAUGCAACCUAAGAAAAUUCGAAAGGUUCCACCAGGACUUCCCUCAUCUGUAUAUCCUGCUAAUUCUGGUGAUGAAUACAGUGGAGACCGUGGAAAUUACAUUUCAAAGCAAACAAAUUCUUUUUACCCUGGUACAUUCUACAUGACGGAUGGGCUACAUAAUUCAUCAGAUAUCUGGACUCCUUCUGGUGGAACUGGACAGGGCGGUUACAGUUCCAUUCUAGGCAGCUCUCAACCUUCUCUUACCCAGCCUGCAGGCUUCAGUGGCCUGCACCCCCAUGAGCGAAUGAGUUUCCAAAUAAAUUCCAAUGAGGUGAACCCUGCUAUUUCCUCAAGCUUUCCUUCUGCUUCUGCACAGUAUGGAGUCUUAAGUCACACACCUCCUAUCGGUAGUGGGGAUACUAUCACAGGCAACAGAGGAACUACUGGGAGCUCAGGGGAUGCACUAGGAAAAGCAUUAGCUUCUAUUUAUUCUCCAGAUCAUUCCAGUGCAAACUUUUCCUCCAGCCCAUCUACACCUGUGGGGUCACCUCAGGGAUUAACAGGAACAGGACAGUGGCCUAGAGCUACUGCUCCAGGAGCAUUGUCACCGAAUUAUGAGGGAACACUACACACAUUACAGAACAAAAUGGAAGAUCGUCUCGAUGAAGCCAUACAUGUAUUAAGGAGUCAUGCUGUGGGACAGACUGGCACACUUCCUGGAAACCAUGAAGAUAUGCAUUCACUCUUGGAAACAGCUGCAGGUGUACUUGGAGCUAACUUUCCUGCUGCAGUUCUCUCCUUGGCAAAUCGUCACUCUAUGGUGACACCACAACUAGAGGAUGGUCUACCAAAUGCACCAAAUUUGCUUCACAACCCUGUUGCCCUUUCAACACAGCCUGGGUCUCUGUCUGACUUAACCCGGCAAACAGACUCCUUUACUGGACCCCCAUUGCUGGGCAGGACAGUUACGUCAACUGGUGUACAAGAGAUAAAAAGGGAAAAUAAAGAGGAUGAAGAAAAUAGGUCAGUGGCUGAACUGUCAGAUGAUGAGAAGAAGGAAUCUAAACCUCAAAGAAGUCGGACACGCUGCUCAAUAAACAGUCAAGAUGAAGAUGAUGAGGAUGAUAACCUUCCCCCAGAGCAAAAAGCUGAGCGUGAAAAGGAAAGGCGAGUGGCCAAUAAUGCCAGAGAACGUCUUCGUGUGCGGGAUAUAAAUGAGGCAUUUAAAGAGCUGGGUCGGAUGUGCCAGCUGCACCUUAACAGUGAGAAGCCCCAGACCAAGCUCUUGAUACUGCACCAGGCAGUGUCUGUCAUUCUCAGCUUGGAGCAACAAGUGCGAGAGCGAAAUCUAAACCCUAAGGCUGCUUGUCUGAAGAGGCGCGAGGAAGAGAAAGUGUCUGGUGUGGAUCCACAGAUGGGGCUGCCUGGAGGACUGCCUGGUCUUGGGGACUCUCAUAACCCAGUGGGCCAUAUCUGAAUUUCAUCGUUUGAUGGAUUUUUUUUUUUACAAUAAGUUUUUGUUUGGGGAAAAAACACAAACUUUGAGACACAGAAUUCAUUGUGGCCUUGACUUUGUUUUCCUGAGAAAUAGACUUCUGAGUUUUUCAGUGGACAGAGAUGAAAAUAAAUAAAACUGACUUGGAUUGACACCUCAGCUUUGGACUUAUGCUUAAAGGAAAAAGAGAGGUCAUGAGGAAUUUGCCUUAACUGAAUAAAGAGGUUACUUAAGUGGUGGAAGAAAGUUUGACCAGAUGGUAUCCGCACCUGUUCUGCUGGAAGUAUUUUUCCAACUUUGUGCCUACACUUCUAAGACAAAAACAAGAGACUUUGUGAAAAAAAAAAAUACAUUAAAAAAUAAGAUGGGUAUGUGUGAUUUUUUUUUUUUAUGUUAGAACAAAUAGAAUAUAUUUUUUCAGGUUUCUGUUUUUGGCAGCAGAUUUUUUUUCAUAAAAUUCAGAACAAAUUUUUUUUUAAAUAAAAAUUACACUAGCUGCAGUGGUCUAUUCUUACCUUGGUUCCCUAUAAUACCUCAAUGACUGUGCUGUCUACCUAUCCUAUGGUUUGUUUCCACCUGAAUAAGUCACCCUAUUAAGGUACCUUUACAUGAGUAGAUGAUUGCUACGAUUUAGUGACAAACAAGUUGUUGCUUGGUGUAGUGAACAUUUGAACCUUUGAAUUUGACUCUUUAGACCCGCUGGUUAUCGUUUGCAAAAUUGUAAUUUUGAUAGCCUAUUCCAUCAUUUGUAAAAGCAGACAGUUGCAUUUACACAAAUUUAAUUGUGCAUGAAGUGAACAAUUCCUUGAAUUAUAUCAUUAACAGCCAACGAUUAUUUUUGUGCCCAUGCAAACGAUUGAACCAACGAGAAACCUACAAUUGGUCGUCGUUCUAUCGUUAAUUGAUUUUACACUGCUUGAUAAUCUUCACUCAAUAUAACAAUAAUUUACAUGAUCACCUCAUAUAACAGUACCUUUAGAUCUUUGUGUCAGCUGCAAUACUGACUUUAGGAGCUGAAGUUGGUGCUACAGAUAGAUAUACACAUAGGAACUUCUGUCUCUAUUUCUUUGUCUAUCUAUUUAUCUAUACAUAUAUCUCUAUCGAUAUCUGUGUGUGUGUGUAUAUAUAUAUAUAUAUAUAUAUAUAUAUAUAUAUAUAUAUAUACACACACUAUAUACAUCACAUUUUUUUAUUCCUAUGAAGUUAUGGAGUUCAGGAAUCUCUUGCAGCUCAGGGUAGGACUUGCAAUGUAUCACAAGUAUCCUAGUUUUUUUCUAGGUGUAAAGACUUGAGGCUCUGCAAAUGUAAAAUAAAAAAUGUGAGCUAAUAUUAUCCUGAUUUUAUAGACUUUUCCUGGAGAAACUACAUUAGUAGUGGCUAAUCAACUGCCUUCAAUGUUGACCUUGUGUAUUUCCUGUGCUUCCAUAAGUUAAAUCUUCAAGAUGCACAUCUCUGGAUUGAAAGGAAUAUUGCAUACAGCUUUCACUGUCCAAGCCUUUUCACUGACAUGUCGGAGGAGCUACUGAAUGUUUCCAGCUUUUUUUAUCUUGUUGUUUCUGUGCUCUGUAAUGUGUAUGUCUUUGGGUUUUGUAACUAAAUUGCACACUUGUUCACUUAAAGGGGU
This is a messenger RNA of Bufo gargarizans (Asiatic toad), 3744 nucleotides long. RefSeq names its product transcription factor 3 (gene TCF3). NCBI's taxonomy places the organism in Eukaryota, Metazoa, Chordata, Amphibia, Anura, Bufonidae. Gene Ontology annotation, cellular component: transcription regulator complex. Gene Ontology annotation, biological process: regulation of transcription by RNA polymerase II. The transcript has 20 exons. The record is from RefSeq and is a predicted model, not a curated record. Gene Ontology annotation, molecular function: DNA-binding transcription factor activity, RNA polymerase II-specific; protein dimerization activity; RNA polymerase II cis-regulatory region sequence-specific DNA binding. The coding region runs from base 138 to 2102 and encodes 654 amino acids.